AUGGCUCGCAAGUUCUUCGUCGGCGGCAACUUCAAGAUGAACGGAUCUGUUUCCGCCAUCAAGGAGAUUGUCCAGAACCUGAAUAACGCUACCCUCGACUCCAACACCGAGGUCGUCGUCUCCCCUCCUGCCAUCUACCUCCAGCUCGUCCGCGACCAGCUCCGCAAGGACGUCGAGGUGGCCGCCCAGAACGUCUUCGACAAGCCCAACGGUGCCUUCACCGGCGAGAUCAGCGUCUCCCAGCUCAAGGACAGCAACAUCAACUGGGCCAUCCUCGGCCACUCUGAGCGCCGCACCAUCCUCCGCGAGUCCGACGAGGUCGUUGCCUCCAAGACCAAGUACGCCACUGAGAACGGCGUCGGCGCCAUCUGGUGCUGCGGUGAGAGCCUCGAGGAGCGCGAGGCCGGCACCACUGUCGAGGUCGUCAGCAAGCAGCUUGCUGCCCUCAAGGCCGCCAUCUCCGACUGGUCCAAGGUUGUCAUUGCCUACGAGCCCAUCUGGGCCAUCGGCACUGGCAAGGUCGCCACCAACGACCAGGCCCAGGAGGUUCACGCCGCCAUCCGCGCCUGGCUCAAGAAGGAGGUCAGCGACAAGGUUGCCGACGAGACCCGCAUCCUCUACGGCGGCAGUGUCAACGAGAAGAACUGCAAGGACCUCGCCAAGGAGAAGGAUAUUGACGGUUUCUUGGUCGGCGGUGCCUCCCUGAAGCCUGGCUUCGUCGACAUUGUCAACGCCAAGCAGUAA
This is a messenger RNA of Colletotrichum costaricense, 744 nucleotides long. RefSeq names its product triosephosphate isomerase. The coding region runs from base 1 to 744 and encodes 247 amino acids. Gene Ontology annotation, cellular component: cytosol. The record is from RefSeq and is a predicted model, not a curated record. Gene Ontology annotation, molecular function: triose-phosphate isomerase activity. Gene Ontology annotation, biological process: glycerol catabolic process; glycolytic process; gluconeogenesis. NCBI's taxonomy places the organism in Eukaryota, Fungi, Ascomycota, Sordariomycetes, Glomerellales, Glomerellaceae. The transcript is spliced from 4 exons.